This is a messenger RNA of Rhododendron vialii, 480 nucleotides long. RefSeq names its product peroxisome biogenesis protein 2-like. Gene Ontology annotation, cellular component: peroxisomal membrane. Gene Ontology annotation, biological process: protein import into peroxisome matrix. Lineage: Eukaryota; Viridiplantae; Streptophyta; Magnoliopsida; Ericales; Ericaceae. The transcript has 2 exons. The record is from RefSeq and is a predicted model, not a curated record. Gene Ontology annotation, molecular function: zinc ion binding. The coding region runs from base 1 to 300 and encodes 99 amino acids.
AUGAGCAGUCAUCUCAAUAAGACCUUUGUCAAGAAAGGGAAUCAGGUGGAUGCACACAGACUCGACAUUGAAAUGUCUGCCAUGCUGAAAGAACAGUUGGUUAAUGUCUUUAGUCUGAUGAAGCCAGGAUUUUUAUUCCAAUAUGAACCAGAACUUGAUGCUUUCCUUGAGUUUCUCAUAUGGAGGUUCUCCAUUUGGGUUGAUAAGCCUACUCCAGGGAAUGCUCUUAUGAAUUUGAGGUACAGAGAUGAACGAGCAAUCGGCCUGGGAGGAAAAUGGGAGGACCAAAACGACUACUGAGUAAAGUUGUACCUGUGGUUCAAUUUGGAUUCAAAACCCUAACUUUCAAUUGAAAUCUCAUCUUUCAAUUCCAAGCAGAAACGAAAUAAGGAAAAACAAAGAAACCAAAACCCUAACUUUCAAUUGAGAGAGAAACGAACAAAAUAUCGAAGAGAGAGAGACCUUGGCAGUGUGUGGUCG